AAUUUUUUUUAUUUUUGCUGUUCUUUUCCUUUGUCUUUAAGAUCACUUGAGAAACAUUUGGACAAAUUUAUUGAUGGAAGAAAUGGAAUAAAAAUUUUCUUUCCCCUCUGUGGGAAAUCUGUAGAUAUGAAAGGAUUAGCAGAUAAAGGGCAUAAUAUUGUUGGAGUUGACAUUGCUGAACAAGCUUUCCAGGAAUUCUUUACUGACCAGAAUUUGGAAUAUACUGUUGAAGAAUUAAAGGACAACACAGGAAAACUCUUUACAAGCAAAGAUGGAAAAAUCAAACUAUAUUGCAUGGAUAUGUUUAAAUUUUCAAAGGAUUUUGAAGGACAGUUUAAUGCUAUUUGGGAUCGAGCAGCUCUUGUUGCUAUCAGCCCCAAAACCAGAAUAAGGUUAGUAAUAAUUGUUUAAUGGCAAUAACAUAAUU
Molecule: messenger RNA, 427 nt
Organism: Octopus bimaculoides (California two-spot octopus)
Lineage: Eukaryota; Metazoa; Mollusca; Cephalopoda; Octopoda; Octopodidae
Product: putative thiopurine S-methyltransferase
Molecular function (GO): thiopurine S-methyltransferase activity
Source: RefSeq, a predicted model, not a curated record